Messenger RNA from Siniperca chuatsi (mandarin fish), 12604 nucleotides. RefSeq names its product mitogen-activated protein kinase kinase kinase 11. The record is from RefSeq and is a predicted model, not a curated record. The transcript has 10 exons. Bases 1177 to 4311 code for a protein of 1044 amino acids. Lineage: Eukaryota; Metazoa; Chordata; Actinopteri; Centrarchiformes; Sinipercidae. Gene Ontology annotation, molecular function: JUN kinase kinase kinase activity; ATP binding; protein binding. Gene Ontology annotation, biological process: protein phosphorylation; microtubule-based process; positive regulation of apoptotic process. Gene Ontology annotation, cellular component: centrosome.
GAGAAACAGUUUUGAAGCCCCGCCCUCUGUGCUGACUGUAAGCACAGACGUUGAAGUGGUUCGAGGUCCUGACGACUGAGCACUGACCGAGGAAAAGGAAUAUAAUGAUAAGUUAUGAUGGAGUUAUUGCGCUGUUUGGAUACCGACUAUAACUACAAAAUCACCGAGCUGGACCAGGUCACGCGCUAAAGUCCAAUUAGGAACUAUCGGAUUUGUUUUUGCUGCGUGUUUCUAAAGGAAAGUCAAGCAGGUUUGGAUAUUUCUUCCUGUUACGAAGUCGGCGGUUCCUAACUUUUUAUUUUGUGAUAAAGCCCGGCUCAUUACGUACUUCUGAUAAGACCCUAAGUAUGGAUACUCUGCCGCAAAGGGAUGCGGGAUUUCCUGCGGUAGCGCCGCAAAGUUGCGGUCAAACGCGGUUAUUGGAGAUUUGGUCUUAAUAAUGCGAACUGGUCAGCCCUGAAACUUGUCGUAAAACACUGGUUGGCUGAACUGAACGCUCCUUUCCUGCUAUUCUUCUCCGCUUCUCAGCGCUUCCUGCUUGUGGUGGCCACUGCACUUAAUGGCUAAAAAUACAUAAAAACUCAAAAUGGACAACUAAAUGUAAUGGGAAACUUAAUUUGGAGUUGCAAUUGCAACACAUGAAGUGUUUUACAUCAAGCUUUGGACAGUUUUAUUUUUGUACUUUUAGUUUUCAAAAUCAACACUCAACAGGUGGCAAUUGUGAUUGAGGGAAGAGAAGAGCUAAUUUACAUAAUGAGGUGAUUCAAACCAAGAGCCUCUUAAAUACAGGCCGGUGAAAUGAUAUUGUGCUCAAACCAUGUUUUGGGAAACCACACACCACAUCACUUGAACAGAGAGAAAUUCAGUGGAGUAAGUGCUGCCUUUGAAACACUUAAUCAAACAAAAGCACUCUCUUGACUGAUUAUGCAUUUUCAAAUGGAAAGCUUUGCAUUUAAUGUCAAGACGAAUGAAAGACACUUGCUGUUCAGUUGUCUUUAAAUCCUCUCUUGUAGCCCACUUGUUGGUCAAGCUUUUGAACACAUUUCACUGGUCCCUGAUGAACCAACAAGAAAGACAGGAAAGGGAGCGAGGCGCAAUAAAGUACUCUUUUGUAUUUUAUUUUCAAACCCUUGGGGUGCAAAAUCAGAUCCAGUCAAAACAUCUGCUUGAGGCUCCAUGGAGCCGCUGAAGAACAUAUUCAGUCGUGGCCCGCUGUCAAACUGGAAAAAUUUGGAACAAUCACAAAAAGGGAACUUCACCAACCCUGUGUGGACAGCCUUAUUCGACUAUGAGGCAUCCUGUAAAGAUGAGCUUACCUUGCGUAAAGGUGACCUGGUGGAAGUCCUGUCUCUGGACUCUGAGAUAUCAGGGGACGAGGGCUGGUGGGCAGGUAAGGUCAACAACAAGGUGGGCAUCUUCCCAUCAAACUACGGCUCCUUCAAGCCAAAUGGAUACGGGAAGCUUCCGGGCAGCGGCGUGGUCAGUGAGCUUGGUCCGGCCGUCGUGGGUGAGUUCGAACCCGAGGCAGUGGAUUUCCGGGAGCUGAGCCUGGAGGAGGUCAUCGGGGUCGGGGGAUUUGGAAAGGUGUAUCGCGGUACAUGGAGAGGCAGGCUGGUGGCUGUGAAGGCCGCCCGGCAAGACCCGGAUGAGGACAUCAGCGUGACGGCGCAGAACGUCAGGCAGGAGGCCCGUUUGUUCGCCAUGCUCACUCACCCGAACAUCAUUGCCCUGAAAGGCGUCUGCCUGCAGGAACCCAACCUGUGCCUCAUCAUGGAGUACGCUUCAGGUGGAGCACUGAGCCGGGCGCUGGCGGGGCGUCGCAUCCCGCCGCACGUCCUGGUCAACUGGGCUGUGCAGAUAGCCAGAGGGAUGUUGUACCUGCACAGUGAGGCCAUUGUCCCCGUCAUCCAUCGGGAUCUCAAAUCCAACAACAUCCUUCUGGCUCAGCCCAUAGAGAAUGAAUGUAUGGAGAGUUUGACAUUGAAGAUCACCGACUUCGGACUGGCGAGAGAGUGGCACAAGACCACCAAGAUGAGCACUGCCGGCACCUACGCCUGGAUGGCCCCCGAGGUCAUCAAGUCCUCCACCUUCUCCAAGGGCAGCGAUGUCUGGAGCUAUGGUGUUCUGCUGUGGGAGCUGCUAACAGGAGAGGCACCCUACAAAGGGAUUGAUGGACUUGCUGUCGCCUAUGGAGUCGCUGUCAACAAGCUCACCCUGCCCAUCCCUUCAACGUGCCCCGAACCCUUCGCUCAGCUCAUGGCAGAGUGCUGGGACCAGGACCCCCACCGCAGACCCAAUUUCAGCUCCAUCCUGGCCCAGCUGACGGCCCUGGAGCAGCAGGUGAAGGAAGAAAUGCCGCAGGAAUCCUUCCACUCCCUGCAGGAGGACUGGAAACUGGAGAUCCAGGACAUGUUUGAUGAACUCCGGGCUAAAGAAAAGGAGCUGCGAUGUCGUGAGGAGGAGCUGAAGCGAGCGGCUCUGGAGCAGAAGUCCCACGAAGAAUUCCUGCGGCAGCGCGAGCAGCAGCUGGCCCAGUGGGAGCAGGACGUGUUCGAGCGUGAGCUCAGCCUCCUCAUCCUCCACCUGAACCAGAACCAGGAGAAACCCAACGUCAAGAAGAGGAAGGGCACCUUCAAAAAGCACAAGCUCAAGAGCAAGAACGGCGAGAAGAUCAGCAUGCCUCAAGAUUUCAUCCAUAAGAUUACGGUGCAGGCAUCCCCAGGCCUGGAGAAGAGGCGGAACUCUCCUGAUUUAGGUUCGGGCUCCUCACCCUCCUUCGGCCCACGUUUCCGUGCGAUCCAACUCAGUCCCAGUGACAACAGCCGAUCGUUUGGUCUGAGCCCGGUCUGGCCCCUAGAAGCCCCUUCUCUUAAACAAGCCAAUGGAGACCUGAGGUUGGGCUCCCACUGGAGGCCCCAGAGCCCAAAAAGUCCCAAAAGCCCUAAAGUCCUGCGCCUUAGUCCCCAGGAAAGCAGUCUGUCGAUGAGGGCUAAGCUCCUGGAGUCGGACAGCAAUGAGAAUGGAGAAUCCAAGGAUGACUUUGAGGAGUACAGACCCUCCAUGUCAACCCCUCCCCCUGCUCAGAAUGGCUCCUCAGUGAAGGACAGCCUGCAGCUUCCUCUACCUCAGCGAGACUCGGGCAGCGAGGAAGGGGGUUCCUCUCCGGCUGGCUCCCCCAGGCCUGAGAGGGGUUCCCUCGGUGGCCUCAUUAAGAGCACCCACCGGGUCCUGCUGGGUGGUGGCUCCCUCCUGGCCUCCAUAGGACUAGGUCGCUGCCUGGAUAUUCCCCCAAGGGUGCCCCCUCGAACUAACCCCCCUUCCCUAAGGGACCGCACCUCCUCUGAACCGGAGAUCUCUUCCCUUAUGCCCCUCAUUUCAGACCCACCAGUAGUGGAUGAUCUCAUUACCUUCUCCACCUCUGAGCUCCUCCCCAGACCGCUCUUGGAUUUAGCGCUACAGUACCAAGAACUGAAGCCUUUGCCCCUGACUCCGCCUCCGCCGCACCCCCGUGAGAGGAGCGGCCACCGGACGCCGCAGACGCCGCACAGUCCACAGAGCCCCAGGACCCCCAUGCAGCACAGCUGGGCCAGUCCAGGGGACUGGACCCCAAGUUCCCAUUCAACUAAAAGGGAGCUGGGCUGUGUGGCCUGGGAGCACAGAGCUGACAGCAGGAGGAGGUCCAGUCAAGGCCUGCAUGCCUCUCAGCUAGUUUUGGACCUUCCCUUGUGCCAAGACACACAGGACUCUGAUGACAAGCCUUCAGUGCCCUGUUCUCUCCACCCCAACCCUGCCCUCUGGAGCCCCAAAACCCGCCGCCUGGAGGUAAGUGUCAUCCCCCGGCCCCGUCCGUCUCCCAUCCGCCCCCGCAUCGAUCCCUGGAGCUUCAUAUCGGCCGGCGGCGGGAACUCAGGUGGUGGCCGCAGCCCAAACCGCUUGGACAGCAACCUUCUGUGCUAUCAGCCUUCCCCUACCAAUCCUUUCACCAACUGUGGCCCCUUCCCCUCGCCUGACUGCGACCCAUUUGCCCUCAAGGCUGACCCUUCGAGCGGCUCGGACACGGCAUCACCCUUUGACCCCUUUUUGGCUCCCUUUCCCACCUCCCGUUCUGCCCCGUGCUCCACUAACGGCUCGCCCACGCUGCCCUCGUUCCGUAUAGCGCCCCUCAACCCAGCCGACUCGCCCCUCAUCGACCUGGGCUGGGCAGCCUGCAGCAAGCCCCUGGAUGGCACCAAAGAGAAAGCUCACCCCCGCAGGACACUGGGGCUCAAGCCCUUCAAGUCCCCAACGCAACUCAGAGAUGACAGGUUCUAAACCCAUGGCAAGGCUGUGUUUUUUUUUUAUCUCAGGAACACAGUCCAGGAUCCUUUCCAUUACUAUGUCCUACAUCUUAACAAGGAUUUGGAAUCUUUUAAAAAACACACACCCAUCACUCAAGAGGGAGGUUUCCCCCUUGGGAUCCUUAAUCUUUGCAGCUCCUACUUAUAUUCUAGCCUGCUGCUUUGGAAACCAGAAAACCUGUGAAAGGUGGUACAUUGGAUUGUGGGAUAGCUGCCUUUGAACCAGUGGCUGGUGCCCAUUUCAUUCUCCCUCUCUAUCUCUGUUUCUCUAUCACUUUGAAGGAGCAGAACACAGAUCACUAGUUCCAUCUUCAGAUUCUAUCAGACUGCUCAUAUCACCUGCUUUCAUCUCCCCCCUACCUUUGAAGCAUUGUGACAAUGCAGAGGUGGAAAAGGCAACUUGCACAGCUUCAUCUGCCUCUACCUCUCUGCACACUGAAAGCAUUCAGGACAAUGGAAAAUUGGAGUGCCUUAUUUCGUGAAGUGUUUUUAAUAUAUAUCUUUUCAAGGUUCCUUGAAUGGUUAAUCUGGAGCAAAGGCAACUAUGAAUUUGGCUUAAAUUUGAAAAUCAGUUUAGCAUUUCUGUGGAAGAAAAUGUCGUCUGCGUGCGUGUCUGCAUGUAUGUCUAGACUCAUUGUUCAAGGAAAGCUUACUGUUUUUUUAAACUGUUGCAUUAUGGGAGAAAGCACUCAGAGUGGAUAUUCCAGGCCGCUCAUGAAAUCCAAGACAAACCAUGACACAGGCAUUCCACUUGGACGCAGAUAACAUUCCAGGGAAUGCCAGGGAUUGGUCAGAAUUAUUAGUCUGGCAGGCGACAUAGUACAGGAAACCGAGGGGAGCCUCUGCAUAUAUGCCAAAGAUAUGGGGUUUGCCACUCUAGACAGCACAGAGAAAGUUGAGAUAAUCACAAAUGGUAUUUAAACAUAACUUUAUUAUACUUUUCUGUGGUUAUCUUUUUUAAUAUCAUCCAGACUGUCUUAUCACCACCUGUCUGAUGCUUUAGGAACCUUCCUACAGCAUCAAAGUAUUUGCAAAUACUACAAUACGGUGGUAUGGAAGCUUCAUUGAAUACCUUAUUUGUACUGUCCACCAGAGAAGUAGUAGCCUUGCAAAGCCAGCUCUCAAUUUCGCAGUAUCUUGGACCCCAUGAUUGACACUUCUCUCCUUGACCUGAUUGGACGUGCCACUCAGCUGUCAUUAGUUCCUUCUUCCAAUUCUUGAACUAGGAAAACAUUGUGGUUAUUCUAUAAAUGUUACAUUUCUCCUGAGAUGAUCCACCAAAUUUUGUUCCUGAAGAAAAAUUAACCAGAAAUAGGCUGUGAAAGUUAAAAAUGGUGCUACAUUUUACCCCUGCAACACCUAAUUUUAAAGGAAUAGUUUGACAUUUUAGGGAAUACACUUGUUUGCUUUCUUGUCGAGAGUAAGAUGAAAACUUUGAUACCACUCUUAUAUCGGUGAAUAUGAAGCUGGAGCCAGCAGCUGGUAAGCUCAGAUUAGCAUAAAGACCGGAGGUAACAAAAUCCGCCUUCCAGGACCAAGGUCCCUUGCCUUCCCAAGCAACCAGUGUAGACUCCAGGAAGUCACUGCUCCCAGCUGAGAAAUAGCCCAAUAAGCAUAUAAGACCAAAAAUUUUUUUGGUCUUAUAUGCCAAUUUCAGUUUUUGUACAGAUUAAACAAACAAGAUAUAAUGUGUUAAUUAGUGAGGUUCAGAGGUUCUGCUAGAUGGAUUUUGUUAUCUUUGGACAGAGCCACGGUAGCUGUUUCCAGUCUUUAUGCUAAGCUAACCGUCUAAGAGUUGGUAAUGGGUAACAUGCAUCAAAACAUUCAAAGAUUACUCACAUAUCUAGUCAGGCUCAAUCAAAUCUCAGCGUAUGUAUUUCAGACUUGUGUUAACUGGAGCUUGUGAGAUGUAGGCUGGCUUUGCGAGACUAGAGUAGCAGGGCUCCUAAACUCUAGUCCCUCACAGUUUUUUUUUCUUCUUAAAAAUCCAUCCUAAACCAUUUUAACACUGCUAAAAAGAUCUGGUAGGAUCCUGUGGAUAACUGUGAUGUCAUGUUGAGAUACUUCCAGAACAGAUACAGCAGAUAAGUUCAACAUUGAAUGCAGCAGUCUCAACAGACCAGAAUUCACUGGAACAACUGAAAAACUUGCUUUUUUAGUUCACAAUCAUUAUCAUCACUGAUUGUUCUACAUGCUAAAUGGAACAUGUUCAGCCACUUUCUCAGGGGUUUUUCAAAAAGCAUCCUGGGAAAUUUACGACAUUAGGCAGGCGGAGGGAAAGUGGCUGCAGCAACAAAUACUUCAUCAUAAAAUAACUCCUGGACUGGUGAUGCAUAACAGUAUCCAAGGGUGAUGUUUUUUAAUUUUUUUUAAUGGCAGUCAACAGCUUCUCAAUCAUGUAGUUUAUUAACAUAAUUGGUGUAGGUCAAGCAUGUAAGCAACUGAAAAAGACCCUCUUACGCAUUGGCACAAACUCGUCCUGUUACCCAUGUCUUUGCUGGAGCAUUACGAGGUACAAAUACUGAUCAGGUUCAUCACUGACACCGUGUCAUUGGAAGACAAUAAUGGCUUUAUUCUGAUGACGAGUGAAAACCUUGUCUCCAAAGGGAAAAGCUUUGUGAUUAGCCUAAUAAUCCUACUGACGAAUGAACAGAGGAGGCUGAUAGUGAUAAUUAGCCUCUUGAUAAGAGCAUUAACAAAGGGUUUAGAUAUUUGGUUAAUUAAUUUGCCCCAACCUUAUGAAAAUGCCCUGUAUUGUCCUCGCAAGGGCCAGUAAUGAAAAAAAUAUCACAUCUGCUUGUGCCUUUCAAUCAUUUGGCUCUGUUGUACACCAUUUUGUGUGUGCACCUACCAAAUUUCAUGCCUCUAGGAGUUCUAUGUUUGAAGAUAUUGAACCCUAAAAAUGGCUUCCCGCCCAAGACUUUUUUUAUAUGGAGCGAAAAUCACAACAUUCCCAGUGACCAAAAACUAUUUGACUAAUUCUUAAAAUUCAGCCAAAAUAAAUUUGAAAAAAAUCUAAAAUGUAAACAAAAACCUCUAUCUGAUUUGACACAGAAUGACCCAAAAGUAAAGCAACUGUAUAAGCCACCAUUCAGAAUGUGACAGGGUCACCCAAACUGUUGUUUUAUGUUGGCCUCAGGUUCAGUCGCACAACUCAACUGUCAUCACUUGGACAUAAGCACUGUGGGUCUUCCUUCACGUCGUGCAAAAAUUGCAGGUUAGUCUCUCAGCAGUGUUUCCUAACUACUUUCGCUCUCUUGUCCUCACCAACAACAUUUUACAGACAUGACAAGUGAUGAGUUAUUGCCUCGUCUCUUUGUGUCAACACUCAAAGCCACAAGAGCUAUCCACUGAGUUAUUAGGCUCGGAUAGCUGUUAUUGUCAACAGCGCUCUGUGAGGAGAAAAUAUACAUGAAGGAAAUUCAGAUGAUUGAAACGUCUGGCAGAUUAUUUCUGUCACAAAUUCUGUGUGUGUGUCAAGUAUCCACUUCAACCUGCCACUUAUGUCUUGUUUGUUCACUCAGUGCUAAGACUUUAAUUUUCCCUCAGACCUGAUGUUGAAAAGUGUUCCCUGCCGUUCUCCAUCAAGCUUGCGCACAUUGAGUGAUUGACUUCAUGAAAUAUCACUUGCAAUAACAGGAGUCACUGUGCUUUUCACAUAUGAUUAAGUUAUUCCCUAUAGUUGGAAUGGGAAUUCUCCUGGAAGUAGUUAAUUUGAAGUAGUCCUACCUCAGCUCUUAAUGCAUAAUCUGAAUCUGACAGAACUCUAGUUGAUGGAAUAAACGGGACACAUUUUAGGAAAUCUUUUGUGGACAGGGACAUCCGAUUUUUGGUUUUGGCUGUCAGAUUUAGAAACCGUAGCUGCCACUUGUCUGCUGCAACUGACAGCCAGCACGCCAAUAGGAAAGUCCUGAUGAGUUGUUUGUGACGCUCUGUUCUUCCAGGCAUCGCCCCAUCCGUCAUUGCAAAUCAGUGUCUUGAGUACAAACUGACAGGGAGAAUAGAAGUGAAUUCUCUGCAGGAGAGACUGAUAUCUGGCCACUGGUGAGCCACUUUCAGCCCCAUAGUGGCAGGGAGCAGACAUGAUUUAAUGAUCUAAAUUCAAAGUUCAAGCUCAGACCAUUGGCCCUAAUCAGUGAAUGGAAAAUGGUCAAUACAUUACAUGAAUAAAAGCUAAUGAGACUGCACAAUGGAGGAACCCAUGGUCUUGACCCUCAUCACACCAAGAGGCUGCUUGUGAGCGGUGGUUGUGUUGUAGAAUUUCAGAGGUGAAAAAUCAGAGCCAUUAUCCAGAAGAAUAAAAAAAACAUGUUGCAAGCUAGUUAUUUGCUGGCUUUGUGAAGGGGUAUCAGUGGAAAGGGUUGCCUAAUGCAACCAUCCAUCAGUGUUACACUCACUCUUAAAGCUUAAUUUGGCUUUGUGAACAGUGGAUAUGUUUACAUGCAUACUAAUUAUCUGAUUUACCCUGAUUAAGCCAUUGAUUCAACUGUAGCAGUAGUCAUGUAAAUGCCUUAUGGAUUUGCAUGGGACAAAUACUACUUGGGGAUAUUCAGAAAUCUGUAGUAACAAUGGAAAUAAUAAACCUGCCACGCCUGUUUGAGGCGGACUUUCCCUGAUCAUUCUAAUCUAUCUAUUCCUUGGCAAACUCAGUAUGUUGGCACAACAUUUCGCUUUUUGUUUUGAUUGUUGUGUAGUGUGGAGCCCCAAAACUGACAAACCGUAGUAAAAGGUUACCAGACAAUUCAACAAUAUAACUGAUAGCAUCAAUUAAUAAUAUUGUCAGUUAAAUAAUUAAAAUAAGUGUGUAAUAAGAAAUAUAAAGCUUUAUACUUUUCAUUUAACACCAAUCCAGUGAUCAAAUAAAAUAAAACCUAAUUGAUUUUACUCUUCUAUUUAUCUCUCAUUAGCUCAAGUCCUUAUUUUCAUUUAAUUUCCUUCCAAGAUGACUGUCUGGCUAGCUAGCUUACUUGAAAACACUGGUCACUAAACACAUUGAGCACCAGCCAGUUAGCUACCUAGCUGAAGCUAAACUUCAUCAUGAAACCAAACCAGCGAGGGCAGUACACAGCUUUAUAUUUCUACACACCAUAUCAUAUUUUGUUAUAUUUGACAUGUUUGAUAACCAUUUAUUACAUUUUGUUAGUUUUGGUGCACCACAGGGAAACUUCUUACUUCUUUCCUUUGCUAAAUCAGGACAUGAUAAGUAAGAUGUAUAAAAGUAUAGGCUGUAGACAUUUUUACUUAUCUUUAUGAUAUGUAACCAGUUGGAUGUCUGUUCCCUAUUUCUGUCACUGACACCAUGCAGAUACUUCAGUGUGAUUUGAUUCAUAAAUGGCCACAGGGAAAAUAGAUGUGAAUCAAGGCAGAGUGUGUUUGUCACAAUGACAACAUGGUGGCGAGUUAUGAUGGCAGGAGCUUAUACUUUUCUCUUAUUACCAUGAGAAAGGCAAUGUGCUGCUGGUGUAUGAUUGCUAUCUCUGAGACUGUAACCCCAGCAUUACGGCAAAGUGUUGCCUAAACCCAUCAGCUUGAACAACAGAGGGUCUCUUUCUGAGAACGGCUGAAUCUUGUUACUGCACAGUCUCUGGGUAAACUAAACAAGCCCCAGGAUAGAAACACCUAAACCUCAGUUACUGGGGGGAAAAUUGAAACCCAUUGAAUAGUCUGAACGCUUGAAUUGAACUAUCACCAUAUUCUGAUUACUCAGAGUAACAGAGGACAGUGUGCAUGUAAACGUACUCAUUUAAAGUGUUUGACUGAAAGGAAGUCAGCAAGUCAAGUCAGGAGGGGAUUGUAUUUCUUAAAUUUUUGCAGCUCCAGUUAAAUCAUGUUUUCUUUCCUUCAUGGUUACUGAGAAAAUUGCAGAAGGAUUCAUCAAGGAUGGAGAGAAAAACUUUGUCUGAACACGCGCCACAUUUAUUUUGUUGAUGAAAUCUUACCUUGGCGAGUCAGUGAAGAGUAAAUUCUGAAACAACAAAUAGAUGGCCUGUUAUUUCAGUGGCUUUCAGCCCAUUUACCUUUGCUGCCUUUGCUUGCUUGUGUUCAAUUAAGCAGAGGUUACAAAUAUGCCGGGUUAUCAGCCUCGUUUCAGCUGUCUCACAGCCAGCUUUCAGCGCCCGAGACACAUUAUUGCUCUUUCUGGCUCAUAUUAAACUGAAAUACCUACCCAGGCCUUUGGCAUUAACAGGCUGAGAACAAAUGAUCAAAAAUGACCUUUCAUUGAGCUAAUGCUCGGUCUCCCAAAGUGUGAGUAUUAUUCCUAAUUCUUUUCAGUCUGUGCAUCCAAGGUCACCAUCUGUUGUCCUCUUCUUCUGUAACAAUGAAAACUGAAUGAAUGUGAACCAUGAAAGGAGGACCAAUUCGUUUCCAAGACCACAGUGACGGCUCUUCGAAAAUGCUGGUGCUCUGUAUUGAAAAUAAACAUGGAUUUUAUCCAUGAGGUCAUUAAGUCCAAGGCCCACAAACUCGUCCCCCCUUCACUCGACAGCACACAACAGCCCCAUGAUUAUUUUUCCACCUAGCUAUUGACACACAAUUACCUUGUGAUCUUCCUGAAAUAGAAGCCAUUCAAUCAGUACAUUUCUGUUUCUAGAGGGUUGAAUGAGUGCGCUGCAAACCAAUUGGUUGAAUAAACAGCCCUUGUGUCUCAAAUAUAGAGACUGCAAAUUGCAUUUGUCUCCUCAACAUUGUUUACAGAUUAAAGGAAUGAAAUUGAUGAUAUUUUUGGCAUUUUUCUUUAUUAUACUAUUUUAUACAUAUUUUACUUUCGUUAUCAUACUGUGUCAGGGUGCAUAAGCUAGUUCUACAUAAAAAGCCCAAGUCAGACCAGAGAGUACAACCUAUUUUGCAUCCUUUAAUCUUAGUGAUGUAGUUACUACUUAAGUGCAACAUUUGCUAAACCAGUGGCAGUAUUUUGGUAUUUUUCACCUCACAUAAUUUUUCCCACCUUAAAAAUUCUAUGAAGAUUGCCUACCAUUCGAUGAGUUUGUAUUUUCAACAUUCUUCCUAUAACAUAUUUUAUGAAUGCCUUUUUGGAGGUAAAUCCAUUCAUUUGGAUGAAAUCUGCAAUUGUCCUACUACUUAGCCGUAUAAGAUAGAGUCCAACCUAGCUUUUUGGAUUCUCUGGAUCUUUGUUCUCUCAAAGGUCAGCUAAGCCUACAGAUUUGACUGACGCUUGAGGGUAUUUAACAGUAGGUGGUCUCUUUCAGGUGCUCAGGCUUAAAUGAACUAACUUAACUGAACUCUAAAUGAUCCACAGAGGCAAUUUGAAAUGGUUUGGAUGGUACAAAUCCCCAUGGCUCACUAGUCAAAUAUCUUCCACUUACAGCAUCACAGUACUGUAAAAGGCUUUUCCUUCUGACAGCUUCCUACCAGCCAGCUAAGGACAUUUACAAAAUUUAUAUACAGUGGGGAAAAAAGUGGAUAUUUAUAAAUGGCCAUCAUUUUACACACUGGAACAAAACAAUUUCUCUUUCUAGAUGGCCAUGGACGCAGUCUACAUUAGGAUGGUGGAUUGAUUGCUUCAUAUGAACAAAACAUUUGAUAGGUUUUCACUGGAGUAUUUAAGUGUAUGUAUGGGUGCUUCACAUGAGGCAGAUUAAUUUUACAUUCCAGUUCUUCAAUUUGACCAAAUCUGUAUCAAAAUGAUUCCUUUGCAAGCCCCAGUAUUUGUGUGUAGCAGAAAAUUCAACAGAAUUGCCUGGUAGAACUUGAAAUCUGGUUCUUACCAGCAAAAUCCCAAACUUAAAUUGCAGUCUAAUGUCCCCUUGGGGCACCCAUACUGAAUUGUUAUGUGCAUAAAACUGCUAGAUAGAGAUGAGUAUUUUGUCACUACCUUAAAGUAGUAGACAAGGUUGACCUCCUCUCUGUCUUUGUAUCUAUUUGCUUUUAUUAUAAUUGUUCCAGAUUCAUUUCCAUGUCUAUUGUGUGUUUUAUUACAACCUAGGCGAUGUGAUAACGCAAUUGUUGCAUUGCCCUGGCAGCCAUUUUUCCAUCUCUCUCAGAACUGUCUCUACUCAUGUGAGUUAGAGGUUUUCCGGUCGUCGGGCUUUGAAAAUUCGUUAUUGUUGCAUUUUUGUGAAAUCUCGCACUGGGCUGGGCCUAAUCAACUGUUUUUAUUGUUGUGUGUCAAGAGGACAAUUUCUGUAUACAAUAUGUGAAAAUGUUUUUAUUUCUCUUGACUAUUAUAAUGGGUUUUAAACUGUGGGGGAAAAAAGAAGGAAAAAGCUCAAAAAGCGACAAGACCAAAUAAAAUGUAACACUCCUGA